Prorocentrum cordatum is the source of this 1089-nucleotide messenger RNA. Lineage: Eukaryota; Dinophyceae; Prorocentrales; Prorocentraceae. The record is from the annotation of a GenBank genome assembly.
GCUUGAUUCUGGUCACGUUCGCGUCUUCGUGCUCUCGGGCAACACUUGGAGCCAGUUGGGGCAGGACAUCGAUGGCGAAGCCUCAGGCGAUUACAGUGGCGUGGUGUCGCUGAGCAGCGACGGCAGCCGCGUGGCCAUUGGAGCUGCCACCAACGACGGUGCUGGGUUGAAUUUUGGUCACGUUCGCGUCUUCGGGCUGUCGGGCAACACUUGGAGCCAGUUGGGGCAGGACAUCGAUGGCGAAGCCUUCGACGAUAACAGUGGCUUUUCGGUGUCGCUGAGCAGCGACGGCAGCCGCGUGGCCAUUGGAGCCAGCGACGGCAGCCGCGUGGCCAUUGGAGCUUUCUUCAACGACGGUGCUGGGUUGGAUUCUGGUCACGUUCGCGUCUUCGCGUCUUCGCCAACGCCGGCACCUACGCCGGUGCCUUCGCCAGCGCCGACGGCCGCACCAUCGGCUUCGCCAACGCCAGCACCGACGCCCGCGCCGACGUCGGCACCGAUCUCAGCUGCAGUCGGGGAUCCCCACCUGAUAAAUAUGCACGGGGAGCGUUUUGAUCUCCUCAAGGUCGGCAGACACUUGCUGGUCGACGUAGGAGGGGUGCGCAUCAGGAAUCCACGUCGCAAAUGUCUGAGGCAUCCACUGCGCCCGUGGCAGGCGCAGUGCAGCGCCCGUCGUGCCGCUCGUGGUAAUGCUGCUGGCAUUCGUCCUGCUGGGUUCCGUCGUGCUGCUCCUGGUGAGAAUGCUGCUGGAGGCCGUUGUGCUGCUCGCAGCGCUGGUGGAGCCUGUCGGGUCCCCUCUGUUCCCUGGGGAGGUGCACUUCUCACAAGAUGUCAUCCCAAUUCACCGUGCCACGGAGCCGUUGGGCCGACACACGCGACCCCCCUCUGGUGUCUCGCUGCGCGCGGACAGGUUAGCAUGGCAUAUGGGCGGCACCAGAAGAGCAUGAGUGCAGUAGGAAAUCGGCAACAAGCAAGUCCUCACGAGAAGCCCAGUUUUGAAGUGCUCAGACCUACAGAUUGAUCCCUGCGCCCUUCCGUGUGACCGUCCUUUCUACUCCGCCUCUCCUCUGGCUUGCGUUUCUCUCCUCG